AUGGCCGCAGACAACGCGAACUCAGACCAUGAGAAGGCUCCUCAAGCUCGCACAAUCGACAACAUUCGCGUCUUGGGUCUCACAGACGAUGAUGCCGACUUUUACAACAAUGUCACUCCUGAGGCACGCAAGACAAUUAUCAGAAAGGUCGAUCGUCGUUUAGUCCCCAUGCUUGCCAUCCUGUACCUGAUCUCUCAUCUCGACCGAGCAAACAUUGGAAACGCCAAGAUCGAAGGCCUUGUUGAGGAUCUGAACCUCGUUGGUAACCAAUACAACAUCGUCCUCAGUCUGUUCUUCAUUCCUUACAUCUUGCUUGAGAUUCCUAGCAACAUGCUUCUGAAGAAAUUCACACGGCCAUCCGUCUACCUCGGCACUCUCGUCUUUAUCUGGGGUAUCAUCAUGACCCUUCACGGUGUUGUCAAGGGUUUCGGUGGCCUUCUAGCUGUCCGAAUGCUUCUCGGUGUUUUCGAGGCUGGAUUCUACCCUGGUGCUGUGUAUCUUUGCACUUUCUGGUACAUGCCCAAGGACCUUGCCACACGCAUUGCCUACUUCUACUGUACAAGUGCGCUCUCUGGCGCCUUUUCCGGUCUUCUCGCUGCUGGUAUUGCGCAAAUGGAUGGAGCAGGUGGUUAUGAAGGCUGGCGAUGGAUCUUUAUCCUCGAGGGUAUCGCGACUGUCAUCAUGGGCGUUUUGUGUUUCUUCUUUCUCAUCGAUUCGCCCGCUCUUUCUGGUCGAUGGUUGACGCCCGAUGAGAUCCGCUUCCUCGAGUUGCAAAGUUUCAUCAAACAGGGUGGCCGAUUUGCUCAAGAGACGGACGAGAAGAAAUUCCAUUGGUAUGACAUGAAGAUGAUCCUCUGCAAUUGGAGACUUUACCUUCAGGCAUACAUUCUUCUCUGUAUCUCCGCUUGUUCUUACGGAACCAAGUUUACACUUCCUUCUAUCGUCAAGGCUAUGGGAUUCACAAACACCAACGCUCAGUUGAUGACAGUUCCUGCCUACAUCGCUGGUGGUAUUUCUUCUGUCUGUUUCGCUAAGCUUUCUGACCACUUCCACUGGAGAAUGCCUUUCGUCGCUAUUCCUCUCUGUCUGAUUGCUGUUGGAUACUCUAUUGUCAUGAGCUUCCGUGGCGACAUGACUGGCAGCCAUACUGGCCCUGGAUACUUUGCUCUUGUUCUCACCUGCAUCGGCAUCUACCCUGUCCAACCAGCUGGCAGCAGUUGGGCGGCCAAUAACCUUGCCCCUUCAAGCCGACGAGCGAUCGGUGUUGCCUUUAACAUUUGUGUGGGUAACAUCGGAGGUAUCAUCGGCUCAUAUAUGUACCUUGAUAAGGAAGCUCCUCGCUACCAAACAGGCUUUGGUCUCUCCCUUGCUUUUGGAGCCAGUGGAAUGUUGGUGGCUCUUCUUCUUGAGACUAGUUACAAGUGGGGCAAUAAGCGAAAAGCUGAGCUGUCUGAGGAUGACAUCCAUGCUCAGUACUCGGAGCAUGAACUUAUGAAGCUCGGAGACAAGAGUCCCCUGUUCAAGUACACCCUGUAG
Fusarium oxysporum Fo47 is the source of this 1536-nucleotide messenger RNA. RefSeq names its product major facilitator superfamily domain-containing protein. Gene Ontology annotation, biological process: transmembrane transport. Gene Ontology annotation, molecular function: transmembrane transporter activity. NCBI's taxonomy places the organism in Eukaryota, Fungi, Ascomycota, Sordariomycetes, Hypocreales, Nectriaceae. Bases 1 to 1536 code for a protein of 511 amino acids. The record is from RefSeq and is a predicted model, not a curated record. The transcript has 2 exons. Gene Ontology annotation, cellular component: membrane.